AUGACCGACCGAGUGAGGGACCGCAACCUCGCCCGAUCAUCCUCCCACAUCGCUGCGGCCGGUACCGACUCGCCCAGCGGCUCAGUACGACCACGUAACAGACUAUUGAUCAGCACGGACGGCAAUGGGCCCUCGAACCAAACGUCGGGCCUCCUGUCCGCCCUGAGCCCGGCGACAAGCCGCUCGGUCAGCCCGCUACCACGAACGAGAUCGCUGGGCGUCAGCCCCAGCCGACCUACCAACUCGUCCACGGGCGACCUCGGACAAUUCUUCAGCGAUUCUUGGAACCAGAGCUGGUCCUCGGUGCAAGACUUGACAAGCUCCCUCUUCAACAGCAGCAACGGGCCAUCGUCCCUGGGCAAGGGGCUGCUGAACGGCGAUGGUGGUCUCAAGGCUUUCCCUCGCGGACGCCGAAUGUCUACCAGUGGAGGGCGAAAAGCCAAUGCCUCGUGGGGUCCGGCACCGCCCACGUCGGCACCGAGCUUGGAUGACAGGCAGGCUGCCCUCAAAGCUGCCCGUACAGCCAGCGUGCUAGAGAGCCACACGGGGGUGAAUGGCGGGCUGGACGUGUCGGGCAAGCACAAGCGCCGGAACUCGGACGAGGCCGCCACGGGCAACCCGGGGCCUGACGACUACCUGGUCUAUGUGCACUGGGUGCAGGCGAGCGACACCUUUGCCGGCAUCGUGCUCAAGUACAGGUGCAGGGAAGAUGUCUUUCGACGGGCCAACGGGCUCUGGUCGAGGGACAGCAUUCAGACCCGAAAAUGGGUGACCAUACCGGUGGAUGCCUGCGACGCGCCGUCAUGGCGCAACGCGCAGGGCGUUGAUUUGCUUGCACCCACACCCGCCAUCGAAGACGCAUCGGCAUCCAAGGCGACCCACGAUGACUACUUCAGCAAGGCAAACGGAUCCGGCGCCGACGAGGCGCAGGCCGAAGAGGAGGAGAAACCGUGGCAGCACGUUCGCUGGGUAAAGGUUGACUCGAUACCAGAACCCGUCGAGAUCGGCCGCGUUGCCAGGGGCGCCAUGGGGUACUUCCCGCCCAGGAGAAAGAAGAGCAUUAGGACCAUAUCCUCCCUUUCUACGCCGCGACAGAGCUUUGAGAUCGCCUCAGGACCUCCUGGCUCCGCCGAGGGACCAUCUUCCCGCCGCCCUAGUUCUCUCAGUAGCCGCCCCGCGUUCCCGGGGACACCACCUUCGAACCGCAGCCACGAGAGGCCUGCAUGGAUGAAGCGACCUGGUGGUGUGGGCUCCAUGGGCAGGAACGACAAGCAUAUACCCGGAUUGAACAUUGAUGGGCCGUCCAUGUCUAUUAUGGGUUCCGAGACGGCCAAGUUUGGUUUCGGCAAGGACGCUGGUAUUGCCGAGAGCUCGUACGAGGAAGGCCGCGAAGCUAUCGCGCCCACCCGCCAAGGAACAGGUAUUGACCGUGCAGCGGCCGCCGUCGAGACCUGGCUUCGCGGCGCGCUCGCAAAGGGACCGGGCACGCCACUGGGCAAGGCGCGUGCCGGCCGCAGUGAUCAUCCCAACGAUCUCAUUGAGCUCACGGACACGAUGAGUGACGACGGCCGGGGCGGGUUCGUUGACAACGCGCUGAAUGUGGAUGGCUUGUCACUGGGCACCCUCUGGCGCUCUGGGGCCGGAGACAAGUCCAGCGGCCACAGCAUCCGUCUGACCGUCUGUCGCAACUGCGGCCGCUUCUGCGACAAGUACGUGGAGCAUGACUUUGUCGUGCUCUUCAUAGACCUCGUGCUUAUCAAGCCACAAGUCUACCGGCACCUCCUGCACAAUACUCUGAUGCGCGAUGGGGAUCGUUUUGAUCCAUCCAUUGUGCGAUUGGGUGUCUUGCUACUGCUCUUUGACGUCUACUUGACCUGGGCGCGGAUCGAGAAGAAAAGCCUGCCCGAGUCGGAAACAGGUCAGAGCACGCUGGGACAGUUGGCGCAGCAGCCCAUUGUCUUCCAGUAUCUAUUUUUCCUCAUCCUCUGCGCCGUGUCCACGUUCGCCUUCCAUGCCAGCAUCCGCUUUCUCACCUCGUCCCGCUACUCGCCGCUCGUCCUCGCCGGUCUGCUCCCUCGCUUCUCUCGUCCCAACUCCGUGUCCACCGCCCUGCUCGUGUCCUCGUCCACGAAGCUGUUUCCGAUUCUUAUGGUGAUCUGGGAAUACGACGUGCCCGCCGCGGCGCGCUCGCUGGGCUGGGCGGUGGUGGCCAACAAUGUCGAGGCGCUGCGGAUCCUCCUCGACUGCAGGUACUACACGGCUGCCAUCCUGGCGAUUCUGGGCGCUGCGGCACGAUGGAUGACCGGCUGGCUGAUCCUCGCGUCCGUGCGUCUGGGCGACUGGAACUCGAUCACCGAGAGUGACAUUGCGGCGGACGGCAAGGCAUUCUGGGGGUAUCUCAUGUAUGCGAUCCAGUGGGCAGGAAGACUAGCGGCAGGGUGA
This is a messenger RNA of Emericellopsis atlantica, 2442 nucleotides long. Its product is annotated as Arv1-like family-domain-containing protein. The record is from RefSeq and is a predicted model, not a curated record. The coding region runs from base 1 to 2442 and encodes 813 amino acids. Lineage: Eukaryota; Fungi; Ascomycota; Sordariomycetes; Hypocreales; Bionectriaceae. Gene Ontology annotation, cellular component: Golgi apparatus; cortical endoplasmic reticulum. Gene Ontology annotation, biological process: sphingolipid metabolic process; sterol metabolic process; regulation of plasma membrane sterol distribution. The transcript has 9 exons.